Dovyalis caffra is the source of this 1044-nucleotide messenger RNA. Lineage: Eukaryota; Viridiplantae; Streptophyta; Magnoliopsida; Malpighiales; Salicaceae. The record is from the annotation of a GenBank genome assembly.
AUGGGCUCUAACAGCAUCGUUUCAAAUCGCUGGAUGUCGGAGAAGAUGGACUGCUUCGAUCUCUCGCACCAUUCCAAUUCAGAUGAUGAAGAUGAGGAAGUUCAUGUACUAGCUGUAGAUGACAGUGUUGUUGACCGCAAAGUCAUCGAGCGUUUGCUCAAAAUUUCUUCAUGUAAAGUGACAGCAGUGGACAGUGGAUGGAGAGCUCUAAAAUUGCUUGGAUUAUUAGACGAAGAAGACGAGAGCAGCCCCUCCUCCUCUGUUGGUUUUGAUGUGAGUGAAGGGUUGAAGGUGGAUCUAAUCAUCACUGAUUACUGUAUGCCUGGAAUGACAGGAUAUGAGUUGCUCAAGAAAAUCAAGGAAUCAUCUACUUUCAGAGAAGUGCCAGUUGUGAUUAUGUCAUCAGAGAACGUGAUAGCUCGAAUCGAUCGAUGUUUGGAGGAAGGAGCUGAGGAUUUCAUAGUGAAGCCAGUGAAAUUAUCAGACGUUAAACGUAUAAGAGAUUACAUGGGAAGCAGAGACGUCAGAUCAAUUCCAAACCAGGAGAGAAGCAACUGCAAUAUCAACAAGAGAAAGUUGCAAGAAAGUUUUGAUCUAUCUUUAUCGUCAUCGCCUCCCUCUAUUUCAUCAUCAUCCUCCUCUUUAUCUUCUCCGUCUCCAUCUCCGACUCCGACUCCAUCUCCACCAUCAUUGUUCUCAGCAUCAGCGCCGUACAAUGGUAAUGCGUCAUACUGUCCGAUUGGGAGAAUAUUUGAAAUGGGAUUCUGUACGUAUGAAUUGUUGGAGAUGUUUCCUGGAGGAGGGCCAAGUGGUGUGGCCUAUGGACUGUCACUGAAGUUAUUGUCUGAUGGUCUCUUAAUAGUUAAGAGUGAUGGUGGAGUUGCAAAUGCUCUGCUGUCAAGGGGCCAAAUGCUUCCCCUAGAAAGAUCGUUGGACCCCUACGUGAGAGGGUCAGGCUAUGUUUGUUGCUUAAAAAAUGUGGUCACUCUCUCCACCCAAGCUCUCAGUGAGGUGUUAUUGUCAUCCUUAGUUUUCCAAACAUAG